UUCUCUUCUUCUUAAUCAUCAUCACUAUAAUCAUCAAAGAAAAAUCUCAUGAAGAAAUCAAAAUGUCAAAAACAAACUUUGUUAAGUGUUGCAAAUCUUAAGCUUCCUUCUUUUCAGGUGGUGGUGAUGAAUGCUGAUUUGGGAUGCACACAUUGUAGGGACAGAAUAUCUCAAAUCACCUCAAAGAUAACAGGGUUGAGGGAGUAUACAAUAGAUGUUGGGAAAAAGCAAGUGCUUGUAAGAGGAGAUGUUAAAAAUCAUCACCAGGAAAAAGAUGGCACAGUAAAGAGCCAAAAGAUCAACGAACGCCAUAGCCGAAUUUCCGCGUUCUUUUUUAGUUUACUGAACUUUCGUUGGAACACGACCAAGAAUAUGGUUGAUUAAUCGAAAGAACAAAAGUUUGAUUCGUCUUUCGAUGAAUAUUCAUUCAUGGGGUUGAUAAGUAUAUAUGAAAUUUUCAUACUAACAAGGAGUCAAAUACAUGUUCUUUCAAAUGUUUAUUUGUAGGGAAUCUUGUGUUUCCAUUUGAAUACUUUAGAUUUUCUCCUUUAGUUCCCUGUAUAAAGUUUCCAGUUUCUUUAUACUCUGCCCAUGAUUUUUAAACACAUUAACAUGCUUAAUCAGUUGAGCAAUCUCAUAAAUCAUAUGUUCCCCUUGGUAAAGGAGUAGCAAAAGGAAAAUACUCUAACCAGAUAAGAAAAACAUGGCCUGCUUGUUGCUGUAAUCGACUUUUUCAUAUGUCCAUAGAAAACAACCUCUCUUCCUUUUUACCGAAGAUUUAAGGUCUGCAUACACACUAUCCUCCCCAAACUUCACUUGUGGAAUUACACUAGGUAUGUUGUUGUUAUUGUAGUGAACCUAAAUAAGUACUCUCUGCAUAUAAAUUUAUGUGAUAGUGUUUCAGUGGUCAUAAAG
Solanum dulcamara is the source of this 915-nucleotide messenger RNA. RefSeq lists its product as uncharacterized. The coding region runs from base 49 to 384 and encodes 111 amino acids. The transcript has 3 exons. The record is from RefSeq and is a predicted model, not a curated record. NCBI's taxonomy places the organism in Eukaryota, Viridiplantae, Streptophyta, Magnoliopsida, Solanales, Solanaceae. Gene Ontology annotation, molecular function: metal ion binding.